This is a messenger RNA of Mizuhopecten yessoensis (Yesso scallop), 3116 nucleotides long. RefSeq names its product transcription factor RFX4-like. Gene Ontology annotation, molecular function: RNA polymerase II cis-regulatory region sequence-specific DNA binding; DNA-binding transcription factor activity, RNA polymerase II-specific. Lineage: Eukaryota; Metazoa; Mollusca; Bivalvia; Pectinida; Pectinidae. Gene Ontology annotation, biological process: regulation of transcription by RNA polymerase II. The coding region runs from base 116 to 1765 and encodes 549 amino acids. The record is from RefSeq and is a predicted model, not a curated record. The transcript is spliced from 15 exons.
UCAACACGAUGAAAUACAGGUUCUUCAAACACAUUAUGGGUUCCGUCGUACGUGUCAUCCAAGGUCAAGGGAUCAGCGGCCCUUGCAAUGCGAUGAAGAUUGUUUUUUUCAUUUAAUGAUUGGUCAACGUUGUCAGAUGCUCCAACAUCCAACAAAACAGCUGUUUUGGAUAAUGGGUGACCUGAGCUACAGACUACCCCAACCCCAGCUGCUGAGACUGACACUGGAAGACUGUGCUAUUUGUCUAAUAAACCGUGACGAUCCAUUCCUGUUUGCCAGUCCAUCAGCUUGGAAAAACCGCAAGGAAACAGAUCGUGAUGCAGAUCCUGAAACACAACAGUUGAGACAAGUGGCACAAGCAUCAGAACACAAGUCCAAUAGAUUUAAUGACAAGGUGGUCUUGCCUAUGCCAGAUGUAAGAGCCCAGGCAGAGAAGAUAUACAGACAGGUGGUGCCUCUGAUGAACCCUACAGUCAGCAUCCAACUGGCUGAGGCCUGGUUGAGAAGUCACUUUGAUUACCAGCCCCACACCAGUGUGGCCCGCUGUGAUAUUUACAGCUACUAUGUCCAGUACUGUAGCCACAUCUCUUCGCCUCCCUGUAAUCACGCUAACUUUGGGAAGGUUGUCAAGACUGUUUUCCCCAGGAUAUGUACAAGGCGCAUUGGUGUCCGUGGAAAUUCCAAGUAUCACUACUAUGGUAUUGGACCUAGGGAAGGUGAUGACGGACCCUUGGUAUUGGUCAGUAGUGGCAAAAAACAGCAUUGCUUUGUGUAUGAAGCCAGGGCUGAUAAGAGAGAUAACAAACAGAAAUUAAUGAAAACACCAAUAUAUCAGAAGAGCCUAAAAUCCACUGAUGAAGACAGGAGAGAGCUGCUGACACUACUGGAGCCUGCCCCUAUUGUAAACCGCUGUCAUGAUCUUCCAAUACAACUGACAGACAUUAUGAAGGAAUUCCUGGCACUAUACAGAGUCCACUCACUUGAGAUCCUGGAGUGUGUUCUGGUGGCACACUUCUACCAGGUGCGAGAUGUGAUUGUGGAGUUCUGGAGAAAACUGCCGCUACAGUUUAUUACAAGUUCACUGAUGACAUAUCCUGUAGUGAUGGAGGCCAUUGUGGAGUAUGACCAUCUUACUUAUCGAGCCAUCUGUAACAUCCUGAUGCCAGACCCAGUUCAACCAACACCAUCAGGACUUGUGCAAUUUGUAAAAGACUUUGUUGACAACCUUGACUUUUGGAUUAAUGAAGGACUCCACUUGUAUCCCAAGAGACUGCGAGAACAGAAACUGGAAGCGUGUCGCAAGUUCCAGCUGCUGAUGACUGGAAACCUCCAAUUAUCUUGGACAGCUACUGCUGCCAGGUUUGUCCUCCACAGCCAUGAAACUGUCCGCCAACUACAGCUGGUACUUCAGGGUCUAGAUGUUGAGGACAUCAUAGCCCACUGUAAUCAUUGUGAUCUGGAUGAGGACACUGUUAGACAGUAUCUUGGAAAGUUUCAACAACUUUUGAUUAACAACUGUGCCCUUGAGGAAUACAUCGAAUGGAUUGAAACAAUGAUUCUUGAUCAUCUCCAUGAUAAUGAGGUUGACGGGACAUCUGCCGAGGAUGUAUCCAAGCAGCUGUUACUGCACUGGUCAUAUAUAACUGGGCAAAUCCUUCUCCAACUGACCCUGGCAGCCUCCCAAACACUAGGAUCCUUCCACUUACUUGAUGUUUUGUUCAAGGAUUAUGCAGUAUAUUACCUUCAUCAUGUCCUUAGACUCUAAAGUGCAGUGCAAUACCGCAGCCCUAGACUGGAGAUACGAUUACAUGUAUCAUGCUGCCAUUAACUCACUGAAACAGUUCUGAUACCAUUGGCGGAUAUCACCUGUGUAAAUAAUUAUAUUAUCCAUGUUUCUGGAGAUAUUAAUCACAUCACCAGGAUCUCUAAUAUUCACAUAUCUCUGAUGAUGUCACCAGCUAAUCCCAUGCUAUUACCUGUUUAUUUUAUUAUAUCACCUGUGUAUCUGGCGAUAUCACCUCAGUAUCUGAUUAGAUCACCUGUGUAUCUGGCGAUAACACCUCAGUAUCUGAUUUAAUAUCACCUAGGUAUCUGGUUAUAUCACCUGGAUAUCUUGACCAAUUUGUAUUAAAUUUCAUAAGCUUAAUGUCACAAAAGUCUAAGCCUAAGUCAAAAAAAAUGUUAUCAAAUUUGUGAAAAAAAAUAUUAAUUUCUUCAUAUUUUUUUCAACUUUGGUCAUUUGGAAUCCUAAAUGAAUGUAAACUGAAUAAUCAGCUAAUCGAACUUCAUCUCUAUUUAUGAUUUAGCUGAUGAUUUAUUUAUACAACCUAGUCUCUUAUCUAUACUAUUUUAUCAUUUGAUACACAGAACCUCAGACUUACACCCUUUUGAUGAUAUAAAUAAUAUACGUGACGUGUUUCCUUUCUUUAAUGAGAUACAUGGAUAGUGCUCCUCAGAAUCUUUUUCUAGUCAAUUUUGAAGGAUCUAUAUAGGAUUAUUUUUUUAUUUAUUUUUUUAAAAUGUUUUAGGCUUAAUGUUUUUGUUUUCUGUCAAACCUCAUAUAGUGACGUAUAAGGAGCCAGGUCCACGCUAGGACUGUAUCAAUUAGGCAGACUAAGUGUUUUAGCAUUGGCUUCUUUGUAUUUUUUACACUAUUAUUUCUAGUAUUUACAAAGGAAAUGACAAAAAAUAUUUUUAUGAAAAUUUACUGUGAAAACAGGUGACAGUUUGCGUGAGAGUUUUUCAAGCUAAAUUGAGAUGAGAGUAAUGAGUGUGGAGUGUUUGAAAGGAUACAGAUAAGCAAUAUAUAUGUCCAUUGAUUGAAUCAUUUUAAUAGCAAAAUACUUAAAGCAGAAGUGCAGUCAUUUACAAUUCUUUACAUUACUUUUAUAGUAUACAAACUGAUACCGGUAAGUUUAUUAUAUUUCAAAGUGAUUUAUACAGUAUAUUAUACAAAUAUAUAAUUCUAUACAAAGUGAUACAUUUAUUAUACAACUACAUAAAUAAAAAUGGAUAAAUUUAUUAUACAACUACAUAUAAAAAUGGAUACAUUUAUUAUACAAACCGAUUUUUGUUAGUUAACGAAAUGAUUUUGAUAUUAAAACAAAUUGCUUUCA